AUGUAUAGACCAGCCACAAGAAACGAGUGGCUCUUUUGUGGCAUCUUACUCAUACAAGCUGCCAUUAUUAUUGCAUUAGAAAUAUUUAUAUUGGUCGAAUGGCAAUUAUGGGUUCGCCCUAAUAUCAUCCAAGUGACAGUCUCUUACAGCGUGCCAAUCAAUCUGGCCAUUUUUAUCUUUACUUGUGUUUAUGAACUCGUUCUUGCUGUCGACGCUGUGCAUCACAAAAAUAACCUAUUGAUCUUCGCAAUAUGCAUUGCGAAUGUUUGCAUCCUUGUAUUCUCGGGGCUGCAGAUCCAAGCGAUGAAAGAGGUUGUUUCCGACUUGCCUUGUGAACGGGAUGACGAGUACCAUCCUCUAGUCAAGUUGGAUGUGGACUUUUGGCACCGAAUUCGACCCGCUCAGUGGACAUGUCCAAUCGUUUUUGGGCUUUGUACUUUGGUCAUUUGGCCUUGCGCUUAUCAACUACACAAAGAAUAUGCUUGGGCCAUUUACCGAAGUAUUCGAGGUGAUAUAGGGAUGAAAUAUCGAUAUUUGGCUUAUGAGGUAUACCUUGUUCUUAUAAAACUUGACCUCUACUUUAUCACAGGAUUUGUGAUCCAAUACGAUCUCAUUGAUGUCCACUUUCAAGAGCCAGAAUUCGGCUUGACACUAGGCCUCUUGCUGGCUUCAUUCCUUAUGAUGAUUUUAGCCAUCUAUUUUGUCCGAAGGGAAAACAAAAUAGCAAUGGUCAUGAUAAUACUAUGUCAUACUGCAAUCAUUGCUUACUUGUUGAGUCGAAUCGUUAUCCUAUAUGGACAUGGGUUCCUGGCAAAGACGGCGGGCAAAAAUAUGAUGUUAUUAUUUGCUUUCAUUGCACUGAUACUCAUGGUCUUCACGCUCCUAUGUGCAGUUCUGUGUUUGUCUAAUUUCAAUUGUGGCUUGAAGUCGGUCCUCGACGCAAAAAGAUCCGAGCAAGAUGCAUACCAGUUUGAAACUCUAUCAGAUCGCGCAAAAGUCUCAUAUUUCCCAGAUCAGCGAUUGUCGAUUGAAUAA
Molecule: messenger RNA, 1035 nt
Organism: Penicillium macrosclerotiorum
Lineage: Eukaryota; Fungi; Ascomycota; Eurotiomycetes; Eurotiales; Aspergillaceae
Exons: 4
Coding region: 1-1035 (344 amino acids)
Cellular component (GO): Golgi apparatus
Source: RefSeq, a predicted model, not a curated record